This is a messenger RNA of Penicillium odoratum, 1746 nucleotides long. RefSeq lists its product as uncharacterized. Bases 1 to 1746 code for a protein of 581 amino acids. The record is from RefSeq and is a predicted model, not a curated record. Lineage: Eukaryota; Fungi; Ascomycota; Eurotiomycetes; Eurotiales; Aspergillaceae. The transcript is spliced from 2 exons.
AUGUUCUUCUCUCGUAUAUGGCCAUGGCGGCAACAUUUUGGAAAGUCCGCGAUCAUAUCUUGGCUCUUUGUCUUCGUUGCUUUAAUUACAGCGCUUCGGUUCCUCGCCCUUCCAAACCUCCAGCGUCUACACCUUCAAGUAGGCGUUUCAUUAUUCGACGACGGAUUUUACGGAUUCUACCCAACUCGCAAAUAUGUUUCGUUUGACUACGAGUCUCCAGCUGUGGAACUGGCUACAUGGAGUCCCAAGUGCAGUGAAGACUAUACUUUUAUGGCGCCACAUGGGAACGCUGUCAACAAUCCGGGCGCUAUGAUCCUAGAUUCCCGUGGCAAUCUCGUCUGGAUGAUGAAGCCGAGGCCUGAUAAAAUACAGGACUUUCGUGUACAGCAAUACCUGGGAGAACAGUACCUGACUUACUGGCACGGAGCAGCGGACAAUGGGCACGGUCGUGGUGCCUGGUCUAUGGUUACCAAGAAUGGAACCGCCAUGGUAAUCGUCUAUGACGUCCAGCCCACCAACCUGAGCGAGCUUGGAGGCCCCGAAUACGGCUACUUCUCCGAAUGUCUCUUUCAGGAGAUUGAAAUCGCGACUGGUAAUCUGAUUUUCGAAUGGAGAAUGUCAGACCACGUCCCUUUAAACGCUUCAUACGAGGAACUGAAAGACAGAGGCUGGUCAGCCAGCGACGCCUAUGACGUCUUUCACAUGAACAGCAUCGACAAAGAUAGUGCAGGCAACUAUCUUGUUUCCGCACGUCACACACACUCGAUCAUUUGUAUCGAUGGGAAGACCGGGGAGAUUCUCUGGACGCUAGGCGGGAAGCUAAACGAUUUCGUCGAUGCAUCGGAAGGACAAGCGACGAACUUCUGCUGGCAGCACGAUGCGCGAUGGCGUGGAGAGCGUACAUUGAGUCUUUUCGAUAACACCGCCGAGCAGUUCACGGAUGAACCGACAGAGAGUCGAGGAAUAAUUCUCGAUCUCGACACCGAAAAUCGAAUCGCAAGUCUCCGCUCAGAGUAUUACCAUCCUGAAGGGAUUCGUGCGACCUCUCAAGGCAACAUGCAGGUUCUGACCGACACGGGCAAUGUCUUGGUGGCCUGGGGCCACUGCGCGGCGUUUACAGAAUUCUCAAGCGACGGGGAGAUGCUUUGCGACACACAUUUUGCACCUUCCAAUUGGUUCCAACUUGGUCAGGCUGUUUCGUACCGCAUCGCCAAGGGAAGCUGGGUCGGCCAACCGAACACGAACCCGACGGGCGUCGUGGCUGGCUCUUCGGUGUUUGUGAGUUGGAAUGGCGCCACAGAAGUUGCUGCAUGGAGAAUUGAGCUAUGGGAUGGCGUGAAUAUGAAGGAUAUGAAGUUCCACCCGCAGAAUAUGAUUGAGAAAGAGGGGUUCGAGACGGAGAUCAAACUCCCGUCCAACCUACCGCAUGUUUACUUCCGGGUCGCUGCCUUGGAUGAUCGGGGUCAACUUCUUGGUGCGACUGAUACACUGGCUGGCCAGAAAACCCACCAUUCUUCUCUUUCUCUCUCUCCCGGUGUUGUAGCUUCCAGUAUCAUGAUUGCAUGCUGUGCGCUGCUGGGAGUGUACUGGGUAUGGAAGAGAUACACGCAUCAGAAGUCUCUGGUAUCAGACUAUAAGCCUGUUCCGCUCGACAGUGAGAUCAGUGAGUAUAAUGAAGAUGCUCAAUCAUUCGUACGAGCUUCUUCAUUUUCUGGAGAUCCUCCGAUAUUACGGACUCCAUCCUGA